CCCAGCUCCCUCCCAUCCCUCUCUAUAUGUUGUGUGCUCUAACCCAAAAACAAGAGCUUAUCUUGCAUAAGAGAUUUAACUGUGAGCCAUACUGCAGUCCAUGGAUCCAUGAUGGGGUUGUGGAUGCUGCUUCUUCUGCAUUUACACCUUGGCAAUGCUCCCUGGAUUAAAGUGCUGUGUGCUUCCCUCCCCGCGCCUUCCAACGUCUCCAUCUCUUCCUUUAACAUGGAGCAUAAACUCAGCUUCCUACCUGGCCCCGGGACCCCCUCCAACACCCACUUCACUGUUGAAAUCCUUAAGCAGACCCACCUCAGGAAGAGCUUGUGGAGAUCAGUGACUGGAUGUUCUGAGCUGACUGCUGGACAGACAUGUAACCUAACCAGAGCGUUCAAGUACCCGUUCAGUCAGUACCGAGCCCGCGUCCAGGCCUUCACAUCCAUCCAGAGAUCCAACUGGACUGUGUCUGAGCAGUUCCAGCCUCUGUCAGACACUGUGCUGGGACCUCCUGAUGUGUCUGUGUCCGGCUGUGGGAACUGUUUGCUCCUGCAGCUCAGAGUUCCUACAACAAGGGGCCUCCAGUACCACCAGCAACUGAGGGACCUCUACAGAGAACUUGUCUUCCAUGUGCAAAGGACUAGGGAUGGUGCACAGUUCAGACUGAUUGUGCCUUACAAAGAGGAGAUCAUGAUCACGUACUUGCAGCCAGGUGUGGAGUACUGUGUGACCUUCUCCGUGACAGCGCUCUUCAACACCAACUCUGUCUCCAGUAAACCUCACUGUGCCUUCACCAGCCCUCCUCUGCACAGGAGCUCAUUGUACGUGGUCUUCAGCCUGCUGGGUGUGUUCUGUGCACUGGGGUUUCUCCUCAUCGGAUUGAUUGUCUACGGCAGUCAGCUGAGCUUCAAAUUACUAAGACACCUACCCAGAACUCUGUCAAAAAGGGAGCAUCCAUAGGCACAUGGACAGACUGUUCUACCUGAGUCAUACUUCCUUCUCCAUGGCCAGAAUGGUGGAUUGGACCUCCCGAACUCUCAGGCCAAAUUUCCGACUGCUCACAGUUGUGUGGAACCUGUGGGGGAUGUACGGUUUAGUAUCAGAGUGAGAUGUUUUGUAAAUUGUACUUAUCCAGUUUUAUGGCAAAAUUUCUAAUUUCCUCCGACUCCUCUUUGGAUUUUUUAAAUGAGUUUCAUGUGGAUGAAGUUACUGUCUGUGAAAGGACUUCCAUAUGCCCAAGAAUAACUGGGACAAAUGAGGAGGAAAAGAAUACACUUUGGAAAUGCCUUAACCGAUGCAUGAAAUUCAACCUGAACAGCUGAGACAUAUAGGAAUAAUCAUAAAAAGCCAGCAGCAUAGUUUUAUCUUUUCUUAAAUGCUGUUGUCCAUUGUUCUAUCCUUCUUUAUUCUUUAUUUUGUUACUGCUGUUGCUGAUCAGCUGUUUAUUCACCAAAUGUUUUUGGCUGUCUUGCCCUCAUCAGAGUGAUGAUGUCUUUUUAAGGUGCCUGGUGAGUGCAAGAUAUCGAAACCAUCUGGUGAAUUAAUUGUGGUGUGCUGGUGAAGAGUUGCAUGACUUGGUUAACAAAUGGACUAGCACCGAUGCUAACACAACAUUUGUAUGUGUGUGUGUUCUCAAUGUUAUAAACUGGAAAGCUUUUCAUCAGCCAUUAAUGUAAUUACAGUUCUUUCAUAGUCAUUUCCCCAAUAAAGAAAACUUCACCCAGUAAACAGAGAUAGUCUGCGGGUGUAUUAUCAGUG
Micropterus salmoides (largemouth bass) is the source of this 1752-nucleotide messenger RNA. Its product is annotated as interferon alpha/beta receptor 2-like. The record is from RefSeq and is a predicted model, not a curated record. NCBI's taxonomy places the organism in Eukaryota, Metazoa, Chordata, Actinopteri, Centrarchiformes, Centrarchidae. The transcript has 8 exons. Bases 109 to 954 code for a protein of 281 amino acids. Gene Ontology annotation, molecular function: protein binding.